UAACUAAGUUUUAUUUUGUUAUUCUUACAGUGAACGCUCAGUGCUAUUUUCCUAUGGAAUAUUUGGGAACGUAUUUAAUCCAAACAGAAACAGAAGCAUUUGGACACACAGCCGCUACCUUUAGUGAAAUUUCUAUCGAACCUGAUGCCAUUCCUCCCUGGGGAAAAUGUUUCCGCAAGAGAGGAAAUAAUGUCAUCCUGAAAGACACUACUAUCGGAGGAGAUUGCAUGAGAUGCUUCCACCUCACCCUGAAAGCUCCAAAUGUCAUACAAAUUCAUACAGAAGGUCUUGGAAAGUGUUAUACAAAGGAAGAAGGAGUGAAGGCUACUUGUCCCGAUGACAGAGCUAUCAAUGAACGUAAAUUUAAGGAAAUCAUGCUUUACAGGAAACAAGAGCUUACCGGAAACGUUAUAUCGGAACACGUCUUUUGUCCAAUAAGCGGGAAAUUCCGCUUCACUUAUACCGCAAGGAACGGAGAAUUCCGAUGCGACCAGACUUUAUCAGAGCUGUCGAACUGUCCUUCAAGCAACACACUGGGAGUCAAAUUUCGACAGUGUUCUUUUCCAGACAUGGAUGUCAGCUUUCGUUGCUUAGGAGAUUGGGAAGGCUCGAAUAACGAUAAUUAUCUAGCUUUGAUGGAUUUAAGAGCCGAUUCUGAAGAGAGGUCUAAAUUCCGAUGUGGAAUGUAUCGUGUCGAUCCUUUGACCGGCCGGGUCUUUGUUUCGUUAUCAGCUGACUCUACGUGUCAAAACCAGCUUCGAUCUCCUACUGAUGGUUACGAAUCGCUAAUUUUGACGCCAUUUCCGGAAAAGAGUCCACCAGGCCCCGUUCUGCACGCUCACUGUCGCUUCCCUGACUGGGUACAAGGCAAAUGGGAAGGGAUGCAAGUGCAAGGCAACGUUAUUGUCUACAAGGACCACUCUAGACUACAGCGGUAUUCACUGACGUGUCUUAGAAGAGAAAAUGGCAUCUCUGAAGACAGGUUCAUCGUAUUCUCCUCAACUCAUUGUGGAGAAGAAUCAUACAACUGUGUUUGGUUGAAGCGGAGAAGUUUGAAUGUUAUGGAAUUUCAAAUAGGUUCCCAGCCUAGUCAUUUAUACUCUGACACGCUAUGCCACGACCUGCAAUUUAAUGAUGAUACAUGGACUACGCAAGGAAGAGUUAAAUCAAGUCAGAUGUUCCCGUGUCCCAUCACUGGAGAUUAUACCGGCAUAUUGCCCGAAAAUCCUGGUUUGUGCGCCAAAGUAGCGUCUGAUUGUAAUAACCCAGACGUCAUGUUCUACACCGUCAGCAACUGCGAAAACAAGUCACAGAUAUUCGAAGAGAGGGAAUAUCGAUGUCUUGGAAGCUGGGAAGAACCUGGUGGCGUGACUUUUACAUACACCCAGCGAAGAGAAAUGGAUGGCUUUCAGUGUUUUUCAGGUAAAGUUCUGCAAAGUGGAAAAGAAGCCUACAUUAAAGAAGCUGGACAUAGUUGCAUCAGAGGCGAAGAUCCUUUAAUUUAUGGAAUGCAAAUAACAAAGCAUGCUUCCUGUCCAGAUUUGGGUCUUUCCGUGUCACAUGUUCCUAAAUAUCCUACUCUGAGUCCUGAUAAUGUUGAUGAUCCUUUAUAUCGACCUGUGCCUAAUGAUCCAAACUGGUACCAGAAGGAGAAUGAUAAUGUGAAUUCCAGAGACAGGAAAUCCCCAACACGUUCAACGAAAGAGGAAGAAGAUCACAACUUGAAUUCUGCCAUUUUGCCAGCGAGCUGCAUAUUUUCCUUGCUUUUAUGUGUGCUAUGUUCAUGUGCUAUGCAUUUCAGGAGAAUUGCAUAGUAAUCGUUUCGGUGUUUAGAUAGGUUUAAAGAAAUUUAGUAUGUAAAUAGAAAUAUCCUAAUUAUAACUAUAGUCAUUUUAUAUGAUAACUUCAGUGCCGGACACUACUGAAUUGACACUACGCCCCUAAAUGGAAGAUGUAGUAUCUCUUCAAAACUCAUGUCGUGACUACUGCCGGUGUCAUAAAUCAAUGACAUGCUUGUUGACGGACACAGACGGAAAAAAAAAAAAAAAAAAAAUGUGCUUGUCGACAAAUCUCUAACAGAAUUCUUUUAAACUUGAUACCUUCAAAUACCUUUAACCUGAUGAGAAUCGAAGAUACAGUUCUUGAAGAUUUAAGAGAAACACUUAUUGAAACCAGCAACUAUCUUCUGUGUUUCUUUCUGUCGACUGAAAGUAAAAAGAUCUGAAGACAAAAGAAACCCUAGUCCAUUUCAUCAGGAACGCGCUUUAUGGUGUUUAACUUUACCUAAAAUACUCAGUCUGCGUGUGAUAUUAUAUAGACCGUUCCUAUUUGUGCGCAUACGAUUUCGAUCACGUUGUUUUUCGUAUUAAACAGCAUCUUCUAAUGGAAUGCUUUGAAAUCUUUAAUGUAUCCAGAUGUGUAUCCCGUUGUGGAUUUGAAUGUGCGUGAACUUUAGACAAAUCCAAGUUCCUAUAUCUUCAAAACCACAUGUAGACUCUCAUGAAAAUAUUUAUUUUGUUGGAGAAAUGUGUAAAAGAAUCUUCGUAGCUUAUUAACAGAUUGUAGGAUGUAAUGCUUGCUUUGUGAAAAUACUUGUUUAAUAAUAAAUAUAUUCUUUAUUUUU
Messenger RNA from Stegodyphus dumicola, 2623 nucleotides. RefSeq lists its product as uncharacterized. Lineage: Eukaryota; Metazoa; Arthropoda; Arachnida; Araneae; Eresidae. The record is from RefSeq and is a predicted model, not a curated record.